CACAUGGGAGGUCACAUUCCUCAUGUUGCUUGUGGUGUACUUGAGCCAGGUUGUAACUGGAUCACUGGAACAUUGCCAUGUGGGUUCUGUGGGCACACUGGAGAGCCAGAGUGUGUGAUCACUGUCAAGCUACUCACACAAAUGACUCAAUGGGAUUCAAAGUGCCCUUUGAAGGAGUCAUUUCAGUAUGCCAGUGCCAACAAAGGGUCUGAAUCAUGUCCAUGUCACAAUGUGCCUAUUGUGUGCAAGUUGUGU
This is a messenger RNA of Pisolithus orientalis, 255 nucleotides long. RefSeq lists its product as uncharacterized. The transcript has a single exon. The annotation marks the transcript as partial. The record is from RefSeq and is a predicted model, not a curated record. Lineage: Eukaryota; Fungi; Basidiomycota; Agaricomycetes; Boletales; Pisolithaceae.